Molecule: messenger RNA, 6238 nt
Organism: Gambusia affinis (western mosquitofish)
Lineage: Eukaryota; Metazoa; Chordata; Actinopteri; Cyprinodontiformes; Poeciliidae
Gene: rwdd3
Product: RWD domain containing 3
Exons: 5
Coding region: 231-1019 (262 amino acids)
Biological process (GO): positive regulation of hypoxia-inducible factor-1alpha signaling pathway; positive regulation of protein sumoylation
Molecular function (GO): protein binding
Source: RefSeq, a predicted model, not a curated record
GGUUCUGCAACGUCAGGGAUAAGCAUAACCAGCAUCAGCCACCAAAGUUAAAGGAAGCUGGUUACCAGUAAACACCAAAACAACUCAGUUCAUUAAACCGGACAGUAAUGAGAAACGAACGUGAGCAAAAAAACAACAACAAAAAACCCCCAAACUAAAUAACCAAUCGAAUGUAGUGCUUUAAAAUUUGGGGUAUUUUAUGAAGCUGCUGAGGGCGACAGAGCGUGUGAAUGUUGAUCAUGUCGGACGCAGCUAUUGAGGAAGUUUCAGUUUUAUCGUCCAUUUACUGCAGAGACGGAGAGUUUCAAAUUGUUCAACAGUCUGCACAGGAUGGGCUGGUGGUCCAGCUCAACUGCACUGGUGGGAGAGGCGGGAAGCUGAAUGUGAGCGCAGUGUUCCAUCUAGACCCCAGCUAUCCUUCCUGUCCUCCUCAUAUUUCGAUCUCCACCACCAGCCUGUCUAAGAUUCAGUGUCACAACAUCAGGCAGAAGCUGAUGACUCGAGCUGCAGAACUUCCCCCAGAACCAAUGCUGCUCCAGCUGGUGGAAUACUUGCAGGAAUGUGUGGAACAGACAGAGGACCAGACAGGAGAACAGGACGGAACAGAGGAAGAGAAAGUCAACCAGCAGGAAUGGACAACGGUUCUGCUGCUUGACCACAUCAGAUCUCAAAACCGAUAUAUCAAACUCCUGGAGCGCUGGAGCCAGCAGCUGCAUCUCACCUGUAGACUUUUACUAGGACGCAAUCCAUUGAUUAUUCUGCUGGGGGAAAGACUCAAGAUCAAGGAGUUUUGUCACCGUUUAAAGACUGUUAAGGUAGAUGUGGACUCUUCAGGGAAGAAAUGCAAAGAGAGGAUGAUGAAGGUUCUUGCUGAGACCCCAUAUUCCUCCCUCUGUCAACAUAGUUUCCAGAGAUUUGUAGUGAAGGACUACAAGUCAUUAUCAGAGCUGACUGCUGUCUUUGAGGAGCUGAACCUGGCUGAGCUUUACCAACAGAUGCUGCCUACGUUAAGCGGCUAGGAAAAGAACUGUUAUAUCUGCUCCUUAUGUCCAUUUAUAUUGGAUUCAUAGACCUACAUCUAAUAUUUGCUUUUUAUUUGAGCUGUUCCUUUUAUAUCAAUAAGUUUGUAUUGCUUUAAACUUUUGUCCUGCUAAUCUAGUCUCUGUUACAUUCAAAGACAUUAUCAUUAAACGGGAAUUAGAACAUCACUACUCUUCAAACCUCUAUCAUUUUGAAUGUGUCCUGUCUGAUACUGUAGAAGUCAGAAUUGGUGUCUGAGUGUUACUGAGAGGCCCAAUAGAUUUACCUUAACAAGUGGAGUUUUAUAUAAUUAUAAAAAAGUUCAUUAGAAAUAGCUUUGAGCUCAUUUCAAAUGCAAAUGGACAUGAAAAGAAAGAACUGGUCCUUGGUGGCAGCGACGUUCCCAUCUGGUUCUAAGUGUGGUUCCCUUUAAACCUCCAGGCCUGGUCCUUUGCUGGGGUUAAAGUCUGGGGCCAGAGCCUGCUUCCAGGCCUCAUUUCCAGGCUUUUUAUUAAGUGUGGCUCUCUUUAAACCUUCCAGCCUUAAUUUCUACUAAAUCUGAGAACCAGAGAAUCAAACCCCAAAUAUUAGAAUAUUACACUAAAACAAUAAAAAAGGAGCUCUUAAAUAGAAAUGUCAGGUCACUGAGACAUCGGUUGGGGCUCCUUUUGCAUUCUUUCUGCAUUAAUGCAGUGUGACACGGGCAGCAGCCUGGGGUUCUGGUCGGGCAGGUUGCUUUCCCAGCAGCCUUCAGGUCGUCUGGAUCGGCGGUUCUGGUGUUUCUCAUCUUCCUCUUAUUUUUUUCCCUCAUGGAUCAAUCCAUGAGGGAAAAAAAUCUGGAUUCUGUUAGGAAGUCCAGCCACCUGCAGUUGGACUUCCUAACAAGUCACUCCCAGAGGGUCAGACUGGGCCCCCACACCUCCACUGCUCUGAGCCUGAACACCAGAUCGCCACAGGGUUGCAUGCUCAGCCCACUUCUCUACACCCUCUACACUCAUGACUGUGUCUCCAAUCACCUCAGCAACAAGAUCAUAAAGUUUGCAGAUGACAUGACUGUUGGUCUCAUCUCAGACGGGAAGGGGGAGCUGGAGUACAGGGAUGAAGCGGCUGUCAGAGUGGUGCAAAGUCAAUAACCUGCUCCUCUACAUCUCCAAAACAAAGGAGCUGGUGAUCGACUUCAGGAAGAACAAAACGGACAUCCAGCCUCUCACCAUCAGUGGGACCUGUGUGGAGAGGGUCCCAGUGUUCAGGUUUCUGGACAUGGAGUUGGAGGACAAGCUAACCUGGAGCACCAACACCAAGGAGCUGCUGAAGAAGGCACAGCAGAGACUGUACUUUCUGAGAGCAAAAUAUGUCAACGUCUGUGGUCUCCUUCACUCUCUCUUUGGGCGCGGACUUGGCUGUCUUGCCUCUUCAAUGUUAGACCCACUUUCCACAGCCCCUGAGACUAUGAUGUCCACAACCUCUAGGUCGGCAAUGCCGGAACCCUCCUCAGGAGUCUCUGCACAAUCACCCUGACCAUCCACUGCUCUGUGCAGGGGUUUGUUGGCACAACUGUCCAUUUGUGGCACAAAUUCUGCAGCCAUGGGGUCCAGUAUAGGUGAACUGCUAGGCUCUGGAAGAGGCUAUCUGAAAACCACAUCAGAGCCUCCUCCUCACUUCCCGUUUGUUGUGUCUGUUCCACAUGUGUUCACCUCUGUUUGUUGUCAUAUCUCUUCUUUGUUUUUGUACGGGUUACAGUCAUGUUCUCAUCUGAACACAGAGGGAGGAAAUCAUAGGGCAACAACAUAUUUCUGUGCAAAACUCUUGUUCUGCCUUUCCCAUUUUCUGCCUUCAGUUCGAAUACAGGACUUUCCUCCCCCCGGGGGAGGAAUACAGGAGGAAAGUCCUGUAUUCCCCUUAGUUCCAACCCAAGUUGGCCCCUUAGUUCCAGUGACAGGAACUCUGAAUGCCUCAGCAAUACAUUUUGGACAAUUCCAUGCUCCAACAUGACUGUGCACCACAGCACAAAGCAAGAUCCAUAAAGACAUGGAUGGAGAGUCUGGUGUGGAUGAACUUGAUUGGCCUGCACAGAGUCCUGACCUCAUCCCAAUAGAACACCUUUGGAAUGAAUUACAGUGGAGGCUAAGAGCCAGGCCUCCUCGUCCAACAUCAGUAUGUGACCUUACAAAUGCACUUCUGGAAGAAUGGUCAAAAAUCCCAAUAAACUCCUAAACCUUAUUCACAGCCUUCCCCGAAGAGUUGAAGCUGUUCUAGCUGGAAAGGGUGGACCAACGUCAUGUUGAACCAUAUGGAUUAGGAAUGGGAUGCGAGUCAAGGCAGGUGAGCGAAUACUUUUGGCAAUAUAUUGUAUCUGUCCCUAUCUGUCCCAUAUAGAUAUUAUAUCUUAAGGUAGCCAUAUUAUUAAGAUCUAAUGUGAAAACUGUUAUGUGGUGCAGGGUGGCUGUUGGUGAACCAUGUGCACUGUAUGAAAAGGCUAUACUCCUGAACUCAACUGUAUGUCUUAAGAAGAGUUCUGUCAUAUUUCAUAUAUUCCUUUUGUCUUUGUCUUUUUUUUUUGCUUGAAUUGUUUUCCUUUUAUUACUUUUUUUUUCAAAACUUUCUUGUUAAAGCUGCUUUUAUGUUGAUGCACUGCUGGUGGAAAUAUAAUUUUCCAGUUGAAACUUCCUUAGGGAUUAACUGAGUUCUAUCUAAUCUAAUCUAAAUUGUUCUGCCCAAGAUUGAUUAGGGAAAGUUGAGCCAGUGAUGGAGUCAUUUUAUGUGUCUGGUGUUAUUGCAAUAUGUCAGCAGCAGAGGGAGUAGUAAUACUAUUUGUCAUUGUCUCCAGAUUCACCUAAUCUUGGUUCAGUUCUGUGAAGGGGAAACAAAAAACAGUUUUUGAACUGUUUAUAUAUAUAUAUAUAUAUAUAUAUAUAUAUAUUCUCUUCUGACUGGAGUUGAAGAGAAGUGAGUGGAAAACCACAGAAGUGCAGAAAGCUAACAAGAUGGGAGCAGAAAAUCUGCAAGAAAAAAGACUAAAGGGCCUCUAAGUGGAUGCAGCAAGAUAUGCCAAAAUAGCCCAUAUGUUUGCCGCCAUAAGUCCUACUGCGACAUCUGGACUGUCUGGAGCUUAACCCACUCAAAUCUGGGGAGACAAUGAUGUGCUUCUGGAGAACAACCCCAGAGGAUAGUGAAGAAUGGUCCUUUACCAUCCUCAACAAUACUUUGAGGAUUCUUUACGGGUCCUUAGAACCUGCCACAGGAGCUGCUGCUCAUCUUCUGCACAGUCAUCAUUCAGUCGGUCCGGUGUUUGUCCAGAAGCUCACCAGGACUAAGCUUCCCUCCACCCAGGACUUGUUCAGGUCAAGGGUCAGGAAAUGUGCAGCUAUUAUCUUUGCAGACCCCACACAUCCUGGAUCCUAUAGGACAUGCCAGGCAGAACAGACCCAACAAAGCAGGCAGGACAGUAUUAAUAAAAAGAAAACUCCUAGUUUAAUCUGCCAGUGGAAUUUUGAAAUUAAUAACUGCAUUGCUGGUCUUUUUUGGGGGACUGUGUGUCACUGUAAGAAUAGAAAUAAAAACUAUUAUGCUAGUAUUGGGAAAGACCUGUAAAUAAAAUGAACAUUUCCAAUAUUUGAAAAACUAAUGGUUAAUGCAUCCAACAAAAAUAGUCUCACAUUUCAUCCUGUGAUUAGUAAGUUUAUUUCUGCAAUAUGUAAAAAGCUUUUCUCAGUUUCUACAAGUGAGUAAAGAGGUUCCUUUUAAUCCAGAUACAAAUGCAGCUGUGAGGAGGACGUGAGUGCUCCACCUUUAGAGAUCAUGUUGCUUCUCUGUUGAAUAAUGUCGCCUACAUACAGCGAACCAGAGGGACUGAAAUAAUACAUGGUGCUGUCUCUGAGUGGUACUAGAUUUCUGCCACUUGUCAGAACGGGGUUUUUUCUGUUCUAAAGUGAUAAAGAACAGCUUUGCGGUUAUACUAAUGUACAGUAAAUGUGCUAGGUAGGUUGAAUUGUUGAGUUAUGCAAGGCUUUCAGCUCUCUAUAAUGGUACAAUACUUAGGAAUGUUGUGUAACAGAUUUGUCCCCCCCCCCCCCGCCUUUUAAUAUGGACCCAUAGAUACUUUCUCUGUCACUGGUCCAUUUGCAUCCAUGCACUUUAACCUUCCCUUGCAGUAUUGCAGUGAUUAAUUCACCUCUUCAGUAAAGAGAGGUAGUGAGAGUUUUUGUCUCUUUUUUUCAAACUUUUUGAAAAGUGUGCCGUUUUUCAGCGGUUCAAAUUUGAAACUGGGAAUUCUGUUUUAGCCUUUGCUUGUUUUUGGCCUAAUAAAAAGAUUCCAGUCCAUACCCAAUUGAUGUUCUAGUUCUGGAAAAUAAAAUAAACAACAAAGUCUUGUUGCUGCAUAAGUUAGUUGUGUGUGAGCAAUAAGAUGAUUUUACAUCUGCCUUCCUGCGCUGCUGGUGAAGCUCAGAAGGUGUCGGUCAUAAUGAACACCACAACCUCCUCUUGUUCUUGUCAGUCAGACCUGACAGAAAGCUGUAAAAAUGUCCUGAGCUGCCCUGUUCUCUGGUUUAUAAUUUAAUAUUCAAUUAUAGAAACAAAAAAAAAAAAAAUUGUAGAUUUUUUUUAAGGGUAAAAAAAACAUUUUAUGAGCAGCAGUGCAAAUUUCAAAGUGAUGUUAAAAAUAUGGGGCCCUGAAUGGUGUAACAGCAGGACGGUGUCUGUUUAUCUGGGGUUUCAGUCAGUUGUUAUUUUUCCCAUUCUGUCUGCUUGUUUUCUAAUUGCUGUCAAUAAUAGCACCUAAUGCCACACAUUUUAAUAUCUUGAUUUCAAACAGACAGGAAAAUAUAUUUGUUUACCAGCAUUUUGUUAGUACAAUAUCUAGACGCAGGACAAGGACGUUGAAAUGUUUCUUUUCACCUGAAGUUCUAUUGAAACUUUAGGGUAAAUUUUUCAUGUAAUAGCCAAAUAAAUGUGACUGGACUGCUGACUGGCUGUUGUUUGGCGUCUUAAGACAUCAUGCUACUGCUUUUCUAGUUCAAACGAUUGUGGAAAGGCUUAACAGAAACAAAAGUGAUAUGAAACUAUUAAAAGGCUCCCAAAGAGCAGCACUUUUAAUUUUGUCGAACAGCAUGUUUUAAGUGUGUGUGUUUGACGUGUGUGAAUGCAUGCCUGUCAGCAGAUAGGCAGUGGUGUGUAUUUGAUUUAGGAUCUUGUGAAUAAAAAAAAAUAAACUGAGUCC